This is a messenger RNA of Callithrix jacchus (white-tufted-ear marmoset), 3970 nucleotides long. RefSeq names its product limb and CNS expressed 1 (gene LIX1). NCBI's taxonomy places the organism in Eukaryota, Metazoa, Chordata, Mammalia, Primates, Cebidae. Gene Ontology annotation, cellular component: cytoplasm. Gene Ontology annotation, biological process: autophagosome maturation. The record is from RefSeq and is a predicted model, not a curated record.
GCUUCCCCAACUAGCCUGUAGGUGGGUGUGUUUAACAGAAGGAAGCAAUGGGAACCCGCCUGUCAGCCAGCCUUUCGAGCUAAUUAGCUCAGCAUACAACAAAGAUAAGUGAGCCUGGGAAGAGGGCCCCCUGAGGGGUCUUUAGAUUCUGGGAAAUGUCUGAUUGGCAGAUGUUAAAAGGGAUUCUUUGGUAAUCCAGUGCAUCAAUGAGCUGCAGAAAUUCAGCCCAGGACUGCAAGAAUUCAGGCAUGAGGACACUCUGUACAGGAGGCUCACACAGGCAGACCCAAGAUGGACAGAACCUUGGAAUCUCUGAGACACAUCAUUGCCCAAGUCUUGCCUCACAGAGAUCCGGCUCUAGUCUUCAAAGACUUGAAUGUUGUAUCAAUGUUACAGGAAUUUUGGGAAAGCAAGCAGCAGCAGAGAGCCGCAUUCCCAAGUGAAGGCAUGGUGGUCUAUGAGUCACUGCCAGCUCCUGGCCCUCCCUUUGUGAGUUACGUGACCCUCCCAGGGGGAAGCUGUUUUGGCAACUUUCAGUGCUGCUUAAGUAGAGCUGAGGCCAGGCGGGAUGCAGCUAAAGUGGCCCUGAUCAACUCCCUCUUCAAUGAGCUGCCCUCUCGCAGGAUCACCAAGGAAUUCAUUAUGGAAAGUGUUCAGGAAGCAGUAGCCUCCACCAGCGGCACUUUAGAUGAUGCAGAUGACCCCAGCACCAGUGUUGGAGCCUAUCACUACAUGCUGGAGUCAAAUAUGGGGAAGACCAUGCUGGAGUUUCAGGAGCUGAUGACCAUUUUUCAACUAUUGCACUGGAACGGAAGCCUAAAAGCCCUUCGUGAAACAAAGUGUUCCCGACAGGAAGUCAUCUCCUACUAUUCUCAGUAUUCUCUAGAUGAAAAGAUGCGCAGCCACAUGGCCCUGGACUGGAUCAUGAAGGAGCGGGAGGCGCCAGGGAUUGUCUCUCAAGAGCUACGAACGGCCCUCAGGCAGUUGGAGGAAGCCAGGAAAGCAGGACAAGAACUACGGUUUUACAAAGAAAAGAAAGAAAUCCUGAGCUUAGCCCUGACUCAGAUCUGCAGUGACCCUGACACUUCCUCACCCAGUGAUGAUCAGCUGAGUCUCACAGCCCUAUGCAGCUAUCACUAGCAAGGCCAGGCCCCAGGUGCCCCCAGUGAUGGCAGAGGCCAGACUCUAGCAUUAGGAGUCUCAGUGAAGAGGUCUUCAGAGGCUCUAGCAUCUUUAGCUACUACCUGAAGGCUGUCCUAAGCCUCUCCACACAAUGCAUUUACAGAGUAUGAGAGUUGUAGGACCCUUAACAAGUCCCAACAAGCCACCCAAUAUGUUUGUUUCCAUGACACUCUCCAUAGUUACAGCUCAGGAUGAAAGGAUAGACACAGAAUUGUUUGAAAAAACAUUUUCCAGGCCUAGCUCCAACCUAAAGCCUGAUUGACAUGUGCCUUGCUAGACUAUAUAAGUUGUUUCAAAGAAUAGGUCCAAGAUAGCAUUGCCCAAAAGAACAGCACCCAGAACUAGGUGAAGUAGCAUGACAGCAGUUUUUAAAAAAUACUUAGGAUUAAAUAAAUAAUACUAAUUGUUUUUAAAAAUAUGCAAGGAUCAGAGUCUUUUUCUAAGCUUUGUAAGCUAAGCAAUAGUUUAUGUCCUAUGAGAUACACUCCAAAGCUCCAGUGGAAAUUCUAUUUAGACAUCCCACCCAAAGAUCUUGAAAUAGUAAUAGUAUGAAAAUACUAAAUAAAAUUAAUGUUUAAAAUGUUUUGUAAUAAUAAUUUUUAUAAAACCCAUACUGUUCUGUAUUUGGGGAUAAAUAUCACCUAGAAAAGUAGCUUCACUCUUAUUCCUCAAGAAUUAAUAUCCCAUUUUUAUGAGUCUUGCAGUCGAUUAUGUUCAUUUUCAAUUUGCAAAUAGAUAACCUAAACUAAUUUGUUCUUACUUCUGCCACUGCAAACAUAGCUACAGGGAGCAAACUUGAUAGCAUUUUAAAGAUUAAAACAUUUUGAAAAAUUAUUAGCAUGUAACAAAGAAUGCUUGCAUUUGAUUAGUUUCACCAGCAUUUGAAAGCAGGAAUCCUUAGCUUUCAAAUGUAGUAUCGUUAUUAAAUUUAAGUAACUGGAAUCUUCUCUAAAGGAGGGAUGGCAUUGCUGUUGCUAUUUGACUCAUCAAUAUGGGUCAAUCAACUGAUCAAAAAAUCAAAAGCCAAUAAAAACUUUUUUUUUUCUUUUUUUUUUGUAGUAGAGAUGGGAUUUCAUUAUGUCACCCAGGCUGGUCUCAAACUCCUGAGCUUAAGCCAUCUGCCUGCCUCUGCCUCCCAAAGUGCUGAGAUUACAGGUGUGAGGAACUAUUUCCUGGCCUAAAAUAAUUUUUAGAUAGUUCCUGAUCACUCAAAUUUAAGAAUGUCCACAAUGUCAAUUUUAAAUGCUCAUAGGUAUUUCCAUAUCUAUAACAUGAAAAGGAUUAUUCUGGAUUUUAUCCAGUAGUUCAAAUUAAAGAAAACGUUUUUCUCAAUUUAAAAAAAUUUCUUUUUCUUUUGUUUGUGCAAGUGCACACUACCUUCACUGAAAGCAAAACCAUUAUAAUUAAAGUUUACAAAAUAUAAUAUUUUAACUUCAUAUCUAUUAAGUAUGUACAAAGGUAACUAUCACUCCUUAAAUCACAUAAAAACUACUGUAAGUGCUCAUGUAUUUUGGAAUUAGCAUUGAUAAUAAAAGAUCAUUAUGUAUCACAUAUCUCACACCAGGAGAAAAUUUAGCUAUGUAAUUGUCCCACUUUAAUAUCUUUUAAAGGUAAUAGUAAUUUUCAACACAUUUUAUUUUAAAACAUUAUUUUAACAAAAGUUAUGUUUCUCUCCACAAUGAGGCUAAAUGUUACCUAGAAAAGAAUUUUAUUCCCUUAUAUUCCUGAAAAAGAAUCAGAAUGAACAUUUUUAUGUUGAAUAAAUUUUAAAAUUUAGGAAACUUUCUAUUUAAAGUUAAUUUUUUUCAAAAAGUCAUUACUCUUUACACUGUCAUUUCCAAAAAGCCACAAUUUCCCAUGCCGGAUGUGAUUAAAGUUAGGCAGCCUUUACUGCAUUUGCAGCCUUUGACAAUUAUCUCCUCAAACUGACACCACCUUAAUUAGAUGCAGGGACAGGGAUCAGAUGAGACAAUAUCAAAUUGACUUUGUCCUACAAGUUACAAACUGCACCCAUUCUGUAAAUUGAAUACAGUGGUUCUCCCUUGGUCAUUGUCAGUUUUUCCUGCCCAGUCAAAACUGCCCAUUCUUCCUGGAAUGGUAUGAAAGCUUCAGCAAAAGAAAAGAAUCUUUGCUGGUCCCUUUAACGCUCAAUUGAUAGUAAAUGAAUUUCAGCUGAGACACAGGGCUGCCAGUAUAUCAUAUAAACAUCUUGAUAGCCUAGAGAAAAGAGGGUUGAAGAGCAAAGCAGAUUUUUUUUUUUUUCCUUUUCUAUAUCUUGUGCGGAACACCACACUGUGAUAAAGGGGACUAGAGUGGAAGCUUCCCUGUUUAAAUAUAUGAAGUUCUGGGUCCUAGCCUUUUUGGUUAUAAACCAUUUGAGACCCUGAUAAAAGCUAUAAAUCAUCUCCUAGGAAAAUAGAACAAAAUAUAUACAUUCAAAUUACACAUUUCCAGAGUAUAUGUGCCCCCUCUCCCGCACCAACAAAGUCCAUGUAUUGCCCUAGGGGUCCUUAGAUUCCUGUUUAGAACUGGUGGUUUUGAACACAACACAUAGGGUCAAACUUUACAUCAGGGAUCCAACAUAACUCAGACAUAGCCCAGGUGGCCUGUCAUAAUCCUAAAUCCAAAAUUGCACUGUAUUUGACAAGAGAUAGUUUAAUGUCCACCCAAUCCAAAUUUACCAUAUUAUUGUUUUGGAAAAGGAGGUUUAAAACAAAUUAGUCACUAAACUUGUGUGAAUGGGUCAGAAACUACAGAUUUAAUAAAGUUAUACCUCUAAUGUUCAGAA